AUGUCAGCCAAUCUUCUUGACGUACCAGAUUUAGCGAUGACAAAUAUUUUGAACUAUUUGGAUUAUCCAGUUAUCCAAAACGUCAGAAAAUCGUGCAAGGCCCUCCGACGGUUCAUCGACACCGCUAGAAUCGGUGCACUUCCCGACUAUAUCAUGCUAACCGAUCUUCAUGAAACUGUAUAUCUCCAAGCAGUCUUUAAAUCUGACACAAGUUUGAGAAUAAGCGUGUUUUACAAAAAGGAGGGCGAUGGGUGCCGAAUCAAGUACAUAAACGAAAAGGACAAAGAGGAAAAAGAGGAAAAAGUGAAGGUUCUGGAAAAUCAAGACUAUUUGGAGUCAUUUUCGACGGACUGCAAACUUUUGUUGGCCAAUGAAAAGAUUGUUUUGGAUGAACUCGAAAACAUGGCUAAUGAAAAUUCCAUGUUGAAGAUAAUCGAAGAUAUUCUGAAGACCAGAAAUCAGAUGAUUCAAAUCAAAAAAAUAUAUAUAACAGUUGCGGACGAUACGGAAGUGGCAAAUCUUGUGCAGUAUACUAAUCCAAAUCGUUUGGAACGUCUUCAAAUUCAAAUAAAUGAUAAUAUCUCGGAACUUCCUGAAAUUGAGAAAUUACCUCACUGGAGACAUGUCGAGGAAUUCCAAAUUUUCUCGGUCCUCUCUGAAGUUCAUCCUCAAAAGUUCUCGCAUUUUACCAAGUGCCAUCUCAGAUAUAUUUUACCAGACUACAAACUACAAAAUGGAGUUCCACCUGAGCACCGAUACUAG
Messenger RNA from Caenorhabditis remanei, 762 nucleotides. RefSeq lists its product as uncharacterized. Gene Ontology annotation, biological process: innate immune response. Bases 1 to 762 code for a protein of 253 amino acids. The transcript is spliced from 3 exons. NCBI's taxonomy places the organism in Eukaryota, Metazoa, Nematoda, Chromadorea, Rhabditida, Rhabditidae. Gene Ontology annotation, molecular function: protein binding. The record is from RefSeq and is a predicted model, not a curated record.